Molecule: messenger RNA, 725 nt
Organism: Aphanomyces invadans
Lineage: Eukaryota; Oomycota; Saprolegniomycetes; Saprolegniales; Verrucalvaceae
Exons: 1
Coding region: 12-725 (237 amino acids)
Source: RefSeq, a predicted model, not a curated record
GUACGCAGCGCAUGAUGGUGGCCAGUGCAAUGAAGCAACUGAAAAUUCGCUACGAUGCACACGUCGACCGACUGCUGAGUGCGACGUGCCCAGAGGAUGGCGAGGAAGACGACGUGAGUUCUCCCGUUGUGGUUUGUGAGUCGAUUUCAAAAGACGCGUUUCGAAAGUGGGAAGACAAACACGAAGGCGAUCUUGGACGGUGGGAGUACGUUCCGUUGGAUGCCCAUUUUGGUCGCAUUGAAAUCGACAGUUUGACGACUGCUGUACACGCAGAAGCAGGGGGGUGUUUGUACAGCAUGAUUCUGGAGCAAGUGCUAAAUAUUGGAGGUGUUCGCAUGGUCCACACACUGAAGGAUCGGCCAUCCCAAACGCAUGACGUGGGAGAUAGACCUCAGCGCGCAGAUCGCACGAUGAGCGGCAGGCUGUCGGCCAACACGUUUCCGAAUGUCGUCAUUGAAAUUUGCUACUUGAAUGGCUCGUGGGAUGCUCUCGUGGCAAAGUUGCAUCGCUGGCUUGGCCCUCAAACGACUGUUCAAGUCGCCAUUGGAGUCCAAGUGUGCACGGUGCGCCGCCGUAUCAUUGUGCUUCGUCGAGGAGAUCCUCCGAUGGAGCAAGUGGUCGAUUUUGAUGUCGAGUCCCAUGCGAUGAUUCCACCAGCAACCUUUCCCUCGUUUCCCCUGCAUUUGAUAUACCACAACGGCCCACUCCCUGCUCCUCUUGUGUAG